AUGCCGUCCUCCAAAGUGUCCUCGGCUUCGGCCACGUCAUCAUCGUCGUCGCGGAACGCGAGCAAGCGCCUGCUGCGCGAGCUGGCCAGCUGGGAGAAGGAGGCGGCCGCCGAGACGGGCAUCGAGCGGCUCGGCCCCGUGAGCGAGGAUGAGCUGUUCCACUGGGAGGCGGUCAUCAACGGGCGGGGCAUCGGCGGCGGGUACGACGACGGCCGCUGGCUGCUCCAGAUCCGGCUCCCGCCGACGUACCCGCUGCAGCCGCCGCAGAUGACGUUCGCGACGCCCGUGGUGCACGCCAACGUGGCGCUGGCGACGGGCGAGAUCUGCCUGGACCUGCUCAAGGACGCGUGGACGCCGGCCUACGGCGUGCUCGAGUCGGUGCGCGCCGUGCGCAUGCUGCUGGGCUGCCCCGAGACCGACUCCCCGCUCAACGUCGACGUCGCCGCCCUCGUGCGCGCCGGCGACCACCUCGGCGCCCGCCGCCUCGUCGAGUUCUGGGUCCGCGACGAGGGCGGCCGCUACGAGGGGCGCUGA
Neoarthrinium moseri is the source of this 534-nucleotide messenger RNA. RefSeq lists its product as uncharacterized. Gene Ontology annotation, biological process: protein polyubiquitination. Bases 1 to 534 code for a protein of 177 amino acids. Gene Ontology annotation, molecular function: ubiquitin conjugating enzyme activity. The record is from RefSeq and is a predicted model, not a curated record. NCBI's taxonomy places the organism in Eukaryota, Fungi, Ascomycota, Sordariomycetes, Amphisphaeriales, Apiosporaceae. Gene Ontology annotation, cellular component: nucleus. The transcript is spliced from 2 exons.